Vigna umbellata (rice bean) is the source of this 2013-nucleotide messenger RNA. Its product is annotated as FRIGIDA-like protein 3. NCBI's taxonomy places the organism in Eukaryota, Viridiplantae, Streptophyta, Magnoliopsida, Fabales, Fabaceae. The record is from RefSeq and is a predicted model, not a curated record.
CCUUAAAUCAAAGAGCACAUCAAACUAUAAUUUCCUCUUGUCUUCUUUCUCUUUCUCUCCAAGUGUUGAAGUUGCAGAGAGAAAAAAUGGAUUGAGAAUUUUCUCUCUCUCUCUCUCUUCUCUUCGGCUUUCACUUUCCUUCGGAUCAUUCCGCUACUUUGCUAUGGAAGACUCGGAUUCAGUUGCUACGCUGAUAGAUUCUACAACUUCCAAGAUACAACAGCUGCAAAAGGCGUUUGCUGAACUUGAAAGUUACCGUGCUGUUACUCUGAACCUGAAAUGGAAAGAUCUAGAGGAACAUUUUCAUGGUCUUGAGAAAUCCUUGAAGAGGCGAUUUGAUGAAUUGGAAGACCAGGAAAAAGAGUUUGAGAACAAAACGAGGAAGGCUCGGGAAAUACUGGAACAGCGGCAAGCAGCUGUUUAUGCCAAGGAGCAAGCCACGUUGCAGGGGCUUCAGGAGAAACGGGAUGCUGCUGUAUUUGAUAUUAUGAAUGCUCGAGAAAAGCACAGGAAGGUUUCGUCAAGUGAAUUGCCUAUUGUCUCAAAUAGGGGUAAUGGGGCAUUGUGUGUGGAGGAGAAACCAGUAGAUGUCGUGUCCUUUGCGGCUAAAGGUAAAGUGGGAGAGGUGGAACUUUCUCCUGAAAUUGAAAAUGUGGAGUUGUCUUAUCCAGACUUGGUAAAACUAUGUAAAGAGAUGGAUGCUGCGGGACUUCACAAAUUCAUAUCUGAUAAUCGUAAGAACCUUGCUGCUGUAAGGGAGGAAAUACCACAUGCAUUAAGAGCUGCUCCUAACGCUGCCUGUUUAGUUUUAGAUUCUCUGGAAGGAUUUUACUGUACAGAAGUGUCAAAUCAGGAUGUAAAGAAGGAUGCUAACUUAUUGGGUCUUCGACGAACAUGUAUCAUGCUGAUGGAAUGUCUGUGUGAUUUCCUGAGAAACUCAUAUUGUGUUUCUAAUGUAAUUUCAGAAGAUAUCAAAGACAGGGCAAAGACAGUUGCUGAGGAAUGGAAACCCAGAUUGGAUACUCUUGACAUGGAUGCUAGCAAUGGGAAUUCCUUGGAAGCUCAUGCAUUUUUGCAACUUCUAGCAAGUUUUGGUAUUGCAUCUGGUUUUAAUGAGGAAGAGUUAUCCAGGCUAAUUCCAAUGGUAUCUCGACGUCGCCAAACUGCUGAUUUGUGCCGUUACCUUGGGUUGUCAGAGAAGAUGCCUGGUGUCAUUGAAGUUUUGGUGAAUAGUGGGCGGCAAAUUGAUGCUGUUAACUUGGCUUUUGCAUUUGAUCUUACAGAACAAUUUUCACCUAUUCCUUUACUGAAGUCUUACUUGAAGGAUGCUAGGAAAACUUCUUCUCCCGUCAAAAAUGUUAACUCAUCUCCGACAGCACAGAUUGAUGUUAACGAGCGAGAGCUGAUUGCACUUAAGGCUGUAAUUAAGUGCAUUGAAGAUCAUAAACUGUAUGAGCAGUAUCCUCUGGAACCUCUCCAGAAACGAGUGAUCCAACUGGAGAAGGCGAAGGCUGACAAGAAAAGGGUAACUGAAGCAACAAAGCCUCAACCGAAGAGACCCCGUGCUAACAGUGCUGGAUAUGGUCCACGUGUCACUAACUUUCCAUCUGACAAAACUUCAUAUGCUAGAGUUGCUGACAGGUAUCCUCCUCAAUAUGUGUAUGACCGAUCUUACAUGUACCCUGGACCAACUGACAAUCACUGCCCCCCUCUCAUGGCUUCUGCAACUUAUAACAUCUCUCCUAAUCCUGCCAACUACUUUGGGAAUGCUUAUCAGUACCAAGCCACAUAUCUCCACUAGUUAGCAUGCGCCAGACACGGUGAGCAGAUGACCAAGACCCACUUUGUUUAAUAUUUAGUCUUAAGUCUUAACCCUUAAGCUGUUGUAUGUUGCACUUUAUCUAUGUAGUUCUAAGAAUCGCUGAAACUGAUCAAAUCUCAUCUUCAAAUUUUAACUUCUGUACUAGAACAUAUUCUGAUCUUCUAAUGUAUACCCUGUGUACCUUUCUACUA